Molecule: messenger RNA, 430 nt
Organism: Stegodyphus dumicola
Lineage: Eukaryota; Metazoa; Arthropoda; Arachnida; Araneae; Eresidae
Source: RefSeq, a predicted model, not a curated record
UGACCUGUUCAUCCACUCUAGGAUAACUCGGAAAGUUUCCGAAAGCUCACCUUUUGGAUCUGAAGAACGAAAGAUGGAAAAUAAAGUGACCUGUUUAAGUAAAUGGAGUGUAAUUUCCUUUGCUGUUCUAGCCUUUACAGAAAGUUUGUUGAUACCACUCGUUGUGUAUCGUAUAUGUUACCAGUCCACUAGUGCAUUUGUACCUAGCCAGUGUGUCAACUGCCCCUUUCUUGCGCUACAAGGAUAUUCCUUCAGCUGUUUCGGCAAUACUGCAUUUCCAAGAAACAUGACCCCAAGUCAAGCUCAGUGUAUGAUUCAACGAUGUCAAAAUGAAACUAUUCAUUGGCUUGAAUAUGUUCUGAGAACAUUUAGUGUUGCGCAAGGCUUCAAGGAUACCAGGCCACCACACGGAGUCAAACGCAUUUUUUGA